AUGCAUCGCACCGCGCGAGGUAACCGCAACCGUUUUGUCGCUAUCGGACUCGCCGUCACCGUUUGCUACUUGCUCUUUGCCAGAUGGACACCACGGACAUCACUGGAAUCGGCACGGCUGAGGCAGUUCAUGAAUGCAGAGGGACAGGCACAGCAGCCCGCGGUUGAACCCAGCAGUUUUGAUUGGGGCAAUGUCGAAUAUAAACACUCUGCCCAGGGCGUCUCUCAGGUUCCGCUCAGCAAGUUCGUGCGGCUCCCCAGGGUCCAAUACAAUUUUCCAAAGGAGACGCUAAAGGAGACCGAGUCACGAGAGUAUAGACGAGAACAGGUCAGGCGCACUUUCCAGCGGGACUGGGAAGCGUACCGCAAGUUCGCUUGGAUGAAAGAUGCUCUUAUGCCCGUCACGGGGGGCUUCCGCGACCAAUUUUCGGGAUGGGCCGCGACUCUAGUAGACUCACUGGACACGUUGUGGAUUAUGGGUCUGAAAGCAGAAUUUGACGAAGCAGUGAAUGCAGUGGCAAAGAUUGACUUUGGAAAUUCGACGUCAGGUAGAGUCAACACCUUUGAGACGAACAUCAGGUAUCUGGGUGGGCUGCUCGCUGCAUAUGACCUGAGCAAGCGACCUGUACUGCUUGUCAAAGCCAAAGAGCUGGGCGACUUGCUCUAUGGAGCUUUCAACACGGAAAACCGUAUGCCAGUGGACUUCAUCGAUUUCGAAAUGGCAAAAUCAGGCGAAGGACUGCAACUUGAAGCGUACGUAGUCUCGGCAUCGCCGGGAACACUAUCACUAGAGAUGACCCGGCUGUCGCAGGUGACUGGAGAUCCAAAAUACUACACGGCAGUGUCAGGAGUUAUGAAUCUUUUCUUUCAAGGCCAGAACAAAACCAACAUUCCCGGAUUGUGGCCUAUGAUGGUUUCGAUGGACAGGAAAGACGUCGUUUCUGGGAGUCAGUUCACCCUGGCAGGAUGUGCUGAUUCGCUGUACGAAUAUCUGCCAAAGAUGCACGGGCUGCUCCAAGGCGCCGAGCCCAUCUAUGACACCAUGUCAAGAGGGUUUCUGAAUGCAGCAGAUGAGCAUAUGAUAUUUCGACCGAUGCUACCCGACGAGGACGACAUUUUGAUAGCAGGAAACGCUAAUGCGGCAACGCAAGAACACUCGAAAUUGGAUCCCGAAACCGAGCAUCUCGCGUGCUACCUGGGCGGUGCAUUCGCGCUUGGUGGGAGAUUGCUUGACCGACCUAAGGACAUCGAAACUGGCGCUAAGCUCACAAGGGGCUGCAUGUAUGCCUAUAAGUCGAUGCCAUCAGGAGUAGGCCCCGAGCGCUGGAACAUGGUUGCCUGCGAGUCCCGAACUAGCUGCCAAUGGGACGAGUCCGUUUGGAACAGAGAGAAGAGGAAGCGGCCAGAGUGGAAGGAACAUCUGCCCAAGGGGUUCACCACCGUGAAAGAUCCUCGUUACAUUCUCAGACCAGAGGCCAUAGAGUCCGUUUUCCUACUGUACCGCAUCACCGGGAGGCAGGAGUUCCAAGACGCCGCAUGGGAUAUGUUCUUGGCUGUCAGGAAUGCGACGCAUACUCAACAUGCAAGCGGAUCUGUGCCGGACGUAACUCGUCCUGUCGAUACGUCACAGAAUGAAGACUACAUGGAGAGCUUCUGGUUCGCUGAGACCUUGAAGUACUUUUACCUUGCUUUCUCGCCACCUGACCUCAUUAGUCUAGAUGACUAUGUGCUCAAUACCGAGGCGCACCCAUUCCAGAGGCCACGAUGA
This is a messenger RNA of Truncatella angustata, 1767 nucleotides long. Its product is annotated as glycoside hydrolase family 47 protein. Gene Ontology annotation, biological process: N-glycan processing; carbohydrate metabolic process. Gene Ontology annotation, cellular component: Golgi membrane; endoplasmic reticulum. NCBI's taxonomy places the organism in Eukaryota, Fungi, Ascomycota, Sordariomycetes, Amphisphaeriales, Sporocadaceae. Gene Ontology annotation, molecular function: calcium ion binding; mannosyl-oligosaccharide 1,2-alpha-mannosidase activity. The coding region runs from base 1 to 1767 and encodes 588 amino acids. The record is from RefSeq and is a predicted model, not a curated record. The transcript is spliced from 2 exons.